UCAAGUUUAGGGUUAUCUGCACUGGGUUUGGUGUGAAACUGGAAUAUAAUGGAUACCCAAAACCUAAUGACAUCGAAUUUUGAUUUCAGCUAAUUUCGGUUUAGAUCUUAAGCAAGUAGAAAGAGGCGGAGAAGCAAAGAUGUUGAACAAGAUGCUGGCUUGUGGCAAGGUAUAUAUUUCUGAAAGCCGAAAUAGAGCAGCUUUGGAGUCGAUUGAAAGAGCUGCCCAGCUAUUCCCCGAGGCUGCUAUUGUGAAUAAGUUCAUAGAUGUGACUUACAAUAGAGUUGGGUAUACGGUUGUUUCUAGAUUGACUCCAAAACCAUCUCAAGAUUCAUGUCCUUUGAAAGAUACAGUGUUUGCCAUUGUUAAGUCUGCUUUGGAAACCAUAGAUUUUGAGUUGCAUUCUGGAACCCAUCCUCGACUCGGAGUUGUUGAUCAUAUAUGUUUUCACCCCUUGGCACAUACUUCCUUGGACCAGGCAGCUAUGAUUGCAAAGUUGUUGGCAGCCGAUAUAGGCUCUAAACUCGAAGUACCUACAUUUCUUUAUGCGGCUGCCAAUGAGAAGGGAAGGUUGCUUGAUUCUAUCAGAAGAGAACUCGGUUAUUUCAAGCCUAACUCAGGCAGUAUUAUAUGGUCUGGAGGGUCUAAAUCAGGGUCCUUGCCACUGAAGCCUAAUGCAGGCCCAGCUCAAGCAUCUCCAACAAAAGGAGUUAUUUUAAUUGGUGCCACCAAUUGGGUUGCUAACUAUAAUGUCCCUGUGUUCUCAACUGAUAUUGCGGCUGCUCGUAGGAUUGCGACAAAAGUGAGUGAGAGAGGAGGUGGACUUCCUUCAGUGCAAGCGAUGGGGCUUGCACAUAGUGAUGGUGUUACUGAGGUGGCUUGUAAUUUAUUGGAACCAAGUGAAGUGGGAGGAGAUAGAGUUCAGGUUGAAGUUGAGAGGCUCGCAAAGGUAGAGGGUUUGCGCGUAGGGGAGGGGUAUUUCACCGAUCUUACACCCGACCAGAUUAUUGAAAGGUACAUGAAGUUGAGUUCUCAUUAAUGAAUGAAAUGUGAUCUUGGAUGUGUUUUUUUUU
Molecule: messenger RNA, 1073 nt
Organism: Hibiscus syriacus
Lineage: Eukaryota; Viridiplantae; Streptophyta; Magnoliopsida; Malvales; Malvaceae
Product: formimidoyltransferase-cyclodeaminase-like
Exons: 3
Coding region: 140-1039 (299 amino acids)
Molecular function (GO): folic acid binding; transferase activity
Source: RefSeq, a predicted model, not a curated record